Messenger RNA from Micromonas pusilla CCMP1545, 891 nucleotides. RefSeq lists its product as uncharacterized. The coding region runs from base 1 to 891 and encodes 296 amino acids. The transcript has a single exon. Lineage: Eukaryota; Viridiplantae; Chlorophyta; Mamiellophyceae; Mamiellales; Mamiellaceae. The record is from RefSeq and is a predicted model, not a curated record. Gene Ontology annotation, molecular function: protein binding.
AUGGAACUUCCACCGCGCAGGGCCAAGCGCGUGCGCUCGAUCGAACCCGAAUCCGACGACGAGAGUUCGAAAGUCGUCAUCGUCGGGCCGCCGUCGGAACUCGAGCGCACGAAGAAGAGACUGGAAGCCACGAGAGCGGAGCUGGCGAGGACAAAGGCGACGCUCAAGACGACGGAGGCGACGCUCCAGACGACGGAGGCGACGCUCGCUCUAAAGACGAAGGUGGUGGACUCGUUCCUUCGACCUCAGCCCGUCGCGUUCGAGGUCGACGGCAACGUCGCGUGCGUCCUGAUGUCGCACGUGUCGGACGUCAAGACCCGGCUCGCGCUCGCGCAGGUUGGGAAAGUGUGGCGCCGCGCGUCGAAGGAAGUGGCGUCGCUGCCCGCGUCUCUCGACUUCAGCCGCUGCCGUGGCUCGAAGUGCACUAAAGAGGCGAAGGUUGAUCACGUGCAUCACGUGCUACGCAUCAAUGGUCUGGACAAGCUCACCGAGGCGCGUUUCAUGAGCCUUCUGCGUGUCGACGCGGGCUCCAACGAUACAUACCGGGUUUUACUCGGACGGCACCAUCACAAAGCGGGGCGGUACAAAGAGGCGUUCAAGUGCUAUGAAAGCGCUCUCGCCGCAGGCGAUCACAGAGCCGAAUACAGGCUCGGUGGAUGCUACCGCUAUGGUCGUGGCGUUAGUAAGAACGUGGUCAUGGCUGUGAAGCUCUUCGAAAAAGGAGAUGCUAAAGGUAGUUCCUGUUGCCAAUACGAACUCGGCAGGUUAUACGAACUCGGCGAAAGCGUCACGAAAGAUAUGUUCAAGGCGGUCGAGUACUGGAAGAAGGCCGCGAGGAAGGAUUCAGCGCCUGCGAAGGAGAAGCUCGCGAGCCUCGGUCACCGAUUCUGA